GCUGAAGCCAGGACCCCAUGACAGCUGACAGCUAGAAACAGUCAACAGUGAAAACAUCCACACCUUAAGUGUUGUUUACAUCUUCUAUUUGAAAAACUAAGUGAAUAAAUGUACAAAAAGCACGAUAUGGCCGGAACUAGGUCCUUAACCGGUACCCCGAGUGUAUAUUCUCACGUUACAACUAGAAGUAGUGCUAAUUUGAGAAGCAGCCGGAGUCUCAAGUCUUUGAAGACCCCUUGGUAUCAAAAGCCCCUAGUGCAGCAUGCCUUUUUCCUUGACGUGCAGAAUGCUUCAAUGAUUGCAGCCAUUUUCUCACUGCUGUUGUCACUCUUCACAAUUGUAACGGCCUGUUUUGACUUGUAUUGCUACGCCAUGGCUGCUCCAGGUAGCACCCACUACGGGUACUAUUUGAUCUCUUACGAGUUUGUUUAUGUGGGGUCCAGGCAUGUGCGGAACACUCUGGUGAUGUUUGCUGUGUUCUCCAUGUUGCUGGCAAUGGCUGUUUUAGUAACCAGCAUUAUGCUCAUCAUAGCACUGCGAAAAGAAUAUGAAAGGAAGAUGCUCCCGUGGAUUUACGUCUUUGGGGUGUUCACAGUUUUCCGCUUUCUGGCUUACUUGUUUUUCUCUAUUGUCAACGACACGAUUUUCGCCUACAACUACCUCAUGUGCCUGCUAGGAACAAUAUUUUUUGUCUGCUCUGCAUAUGGGUGGGUGUUGGUGUACUCUCUGUACAUUGAGCUUUCCGAUUUGACCAAACUGGAGGAUUUGGCACAUUUACGGAUGGGCACAAUGCAAUCGCUCAACGCCUCCACAGUCCCAUCUCUAGCGGGCUCCCGGCCUACGACGCCCCACAGCACAGUAUCGACAAUGCCAGUAUAACAACACCUUCCACAGCCCCUGUGCCCCUCGGAGAAAGUUUCAGUCAGACAAGCUCGUUCAUUUCUCAACUGCCAAGUAGCGUUAGUAAAUAUACGAUGUCGAGCUUGUCUGGGGGGCCGAGCUCGCAUGAGUCGCAGGUAGCUGGGCCUGCUCAAGUCCGUUAUUAAAGCGCCACUUUGUAGAGGUGACAUUUUAGCACUGAUAAGGGUUCACAUCGGCAAACACUUGUUGGUCGCCGUGAUUUCUCUUCGGGUCAGGGUCUGGGGUUAACUUUUAAAUUGAACUGACUCAAUAGUAUAUUUAUUAAUUAAGUUUUCCGAUGUUUUGACCGAGUAAGUUUCUUUUAUCCUUAGAAAUCGUUCGAAUCAGUGAAUUGAUUUAAAGUUGCAUAUUUUAUCAAUUAUCUUUUGAUAAUGGCUGCUAUUCUACAAUCGAUGUGCCUUUGAGUAGUGGAGUUCCCACAAAGGAUUUGAGUAAUGUCCAUUUUACUUAGCUUAAGUAAUUUUAAGUGUGAUAUAGGUAUUACCAUUCGUCAUUCCGUCCAAAAACUGUUCUAAUAGUAAUUUUAGUUUCCUAUACUUAUAUAUAUAUUACAGUUUUGAACCAUG
This is a messenger RNA of Dendroctonus ponderosae (mountain pine beetle), 1487 nucleotides long. RefSeq lists its product as uncharacterized. The transcript has 5 exons. Bases 109 to 879 code for a protein of 256 amino acids. NCBI's taxonomy places the organism in Eukaryota, Metazoa, Arthropoda, Insecta, Coleoptera, Curculionidae. The record is from RefSeq and is a predicted model, not a curated record.